Messenger RNA from Colletotrichum acutatum, 1111 nucleotides. RefSeq lists its product as uncharacterized. Bases 256 to 897 code for a protein of 213 amino acids. NCBI's taxonomy places the organism in Eukaryota, Fungi, Ascomycota, Sordariomycetes, Glomerellales, Glomerellaceae. The record is from RefSeq and is a predicted model, not a curated record. The transcript has 2 exons.
UGCUGGCCGGGAGGAGGGUACCCUUGGGGAGGGUAGCCGCCCUGGGGAGGCGGGGGAGAGGUAUUGAGACAUGUUGAUUAGGAAGGGUUUGUGAUUAUCGACGAAAAGGAAGAAUUGACGGUUUGCGAAUGGAAAGUGGAAAUAUUCAGGAAAGAGAGUGAAGGUUGCAAGUUGCAAGGGGUGGAGAGAAUGGUGCGUGGGAUGUGAAGGAAGGAAAUAGGUGUAGGAUGGGGUAUGGGAUAGGUGAGGUAUGAGAUGAGAUGGGGAGUGGGUUAUGUUCUUUCCUCUCCUCCCCAUCGGUCACAAUCCAAUCCCAAUGUUUAUUCCAGGUGUGUGCUGGGAUCAUACCUCGUGCGAGGCGCAGGACACAACCUCGGAGGAGGCUCAGAGAGUGAACUUGAGAGAGUGGUCCUCUUGGUCUCGCAUGUCUCCCGGCGAUUCGCUGACAGCUUCACCACACAUUACACGCGCGUUACGUGUAAGAUACGGUUAUGUCCGUACGGAAUACCCAUCCAUCCACAGCGAACCCAUUCGCACCAAGAAACGCUACGCCUCAGACAGUUGCCGUCCAUCCUUGGAAACCCAGUCUUUCCAGUGAAUAACACGCGGGAAGGGUUCACUCUGGGCUCCCAGGUUCCCAAGGGCCCAAGGGUCCCUUUCUCGUCCUUCCCGGCGUACGCGCCCCCUUCUGCUCAUUCUGUUCCUCUUUGGUCCAACCGUAUCUUCUCAGUUGGAUCAUGGAUCAUUGGAUGGUCUCCCCCUCCCCCCUUGUGUCUCCUUAAAAAAGGGUCCUGUCUUCGGGCCCGCGGAUCGCUGUUCGCGCGCAAAGGGCUCCAGUUCCCAGUGCAUCAACCCAACGGCGGCCAUGUGGCAGAUGGUCCAAUACCAGUAAGGUAAAGCACAAAGAGGAGGGGAGCCGGGGAUUACCUUACUGCUCAGUCACAGGAAGUUGGAGCGACGAUGAGCAACAAGAAAAAAGAGGGUCUCGGCCGGGAUGCCGGGCUCUCGGCAGUGGCAUCUGGUGGUAGGUUUUCUGGGCAUUCACACAUGGGAUAGGGAGUCGCCGUUGCACAAGUUGAUAGGGCGGAGCAGGGGAGCAGGGGGUAAUAGG